AUGGAGUCCGUGCCUUCGGCAGGCUUCUCAGAAGCCGUGCCAAAUGGGACUCCGUCAGCUGCUAGUCCCGCUUCGGCGCAUCCAACAGCUUCUUGCUCCAACGUGAUGCCAGGCGCCGCUUCCACGUCACAUGUCGGCCUUUCUCAGGCCAGCCAAAAAUCGUGCCUUCAGCGCCAAACGGACAGCGACGACGAUUCACCAAUAAAGCCGAAGUCGGUGACAAAAAGCAAACUUCUUUCGGACAGCGACGAUGAUGCACCUGUGAAACCCUCUAGGCCAACUCAGGCAUCUCAAUCGGCAGAGGCUUCUCUGCGAAAAUCAACUAACGGAACGUCACUGGCCUCUGCCCGACAACGCGCGAAGAGUGCGAUGUUUGGUGGCUCGACUGGUCGACACGGAGAAACGUCUGACAGUUCGAGCGACAGCGACUCAAGCAGCGACACGAGCAGCUCUGGUCGGUCCAACAGCUCUCUGUCCUCGUCAGAUAGCGGGUCCUCUGACUCCUCCGACGCUUCUGAUUCCUGCAACGACUCCGAGGACGACCAGCUGCAGAAGCCCCGGAGAAAAGAAAAGGCUGCAGUUACGAGGCGCAAGCAACCGCCUCCAAAGAAGCAAAAAGUUCCUCAGCGUGCCAGCUCUGCCGGCGGGACCUUGAAGGCUCGGUCAAGGAACCGUGAUGAGUCAGAAGAUGAUGAGAAUGGCACUGAUAUCAGCAUGGGGACUUUCGACCCGCGAAACCGAACGAACAGAGCUAAGCUGGUUGCCCAGCUUUUAUGCAGGUGGUGGUACGUUCUCCCCGAGUGGCCUCCUGCUGAUUACGAUUAUAUUGCUGAGUUGACCAACCGCCGACUUAAGCUUGUGACCCUUGAGGAGUAUGAGGAUCUAGAUGACGUUGAUGAGCAAGGAUUCACGAAGGUGUACCAGAUAUCGGCGUUCCCUGGUGUUUUCCGCGACCCCUAUGGCAAAGCGAUAGAUCUGCGACCGGCGGAGGGUCGCCCCUGCUACAGCAACCUCAUUAAAAAGAGCGAAUAUGAGCUCCUUCAACUUGUUGAAACUGCAAUCAAGAAUCAGCUCGAAAAACUCAAGGAAUCUGUUUACGAUGAACUUGCCACCCACAAGAAGUUAGAAGCAGAGCUCUCGGGGGUGUCGAAGGAGUUGCAGCGCUACCGUCUGCGAGACGACAUGCUACAAGCGAAAUCAGCGGCAACGGCGAAGAGUACAUAG
This is a messenger RNA of Besnoitia besnoiti, 1224 nucleotides long. RefSeq lists its product as uncharacterized. The coding region runs from base 1 to 1224 and encodes 407 amino acids. Lineage: Eukaryota; Apicomplexa; Conoidasida; Eucoccidiorida; Sarcocystidae. The record is from RefSeq and is a predicted model, not a curated record. The transcript has 6 exons.